Messenger RNA from Triticum urartu, 1935 nucleotides. Its product is annotated as putative glucuronosyltransferase Os03g0107900. Gene Ontology annotation, biological process: glucuronoxylan biosynthetic process. The record is from RefSeq and is a predicted model, not a curated record. NCBI's taxonomy places the organism in Eukaryota, Viridiplantae, Streptophyta, Magnoliopsida, Poales, Poaceae. Gene Ontology annotation, molecular function: glycosyltransferase activity.
UGCCAAAAAUAAGGCUGGGGAGACGGACGGGAAAACGCGAGCUUUUUCCAGCUCAAGUCAACCCACCAAACCCACGCGCCGCGGUGUCUUUCCCCUCCCCUCCGCCGGAGCAAAGCAUCUCCGCCAUGAGAGAUCCGAAGCUCCCCGCGCCGGCGACGGCAAGGAGAUCGCCGCCCGGCCUCGCCGACAAGCUCCGGAGGCACUCCGCGUGGCUGCUGCUCGUCUGGUUCGCGCUCUCCGUCUGCCUCUUCCUCUCCGCCGCCCCGCCGACCGCCUCCCCGCUCCUCCGCCCCGCCGUCCUCCUCCGCAACACCAAGCCCCGCGCCCUCGCCACCGCCACCACCGCCGCGACAACCUCCAAGCCCCCCGUCCGGAUCUACGUCUACGACCUCCCCUCCCGCUUCAACCGCGACUGGGCCGCCGCCGACCCGCGGUGCGGUCGCCACCUCUUCGCGGCCGAGGUCGCGCUGCACGACGCGCUGCUGUCCGGCCCCGCCGCCGCCCGCCCCGAGGACGCCGACCUCUUCUUCGUGCCCGUCUACGUCUCCUGCAACUUCUCCACGGCCAACGGGUUCCCGUCCCUCUCGCACGCGCGCGGGCUGCUGGCCGACGCCGUCGCGCUCGUCCGCCGGGAGAUGCCCUACUGGAACCGCUCCGCCGGCGCCGACCACGUCUUCGUCGCCUCCCACGACUUCGGCGCCUGCUUCCACCCCAUGGAGGAUGUGGCCAUCGCGGAUGGCAUACCGGAGUUCCUCAAGAGGUCAAUCCUGCUACAGACAUUCGGUGUGCACGGCCCUCAUGUGUGCCAGGAGGCAGAGCAUGUGGUUAUCCCCCCACACGUGCCCCCGGAGGUGGCCCUCGAGCUACCGGAACCGGAGAAGGCGCGAAGGGACAUCUUUGCCUUCUUCCGGGGCAAGAUGGAGGUCCACCCCAAGAAUAUCAGCGGCCGCUUCUACAGCAAGAAGGUGAGGACUGAGCUACUAAAACAGUAUGGUCGUAAUAGCAAGUUCUACCUUAAGAGGAAGCGAUACGAUGACUACCGAUCAGAGAUGGCUCGUUCUCUGUUCUGCCUCUGCCCGCUGGGCUGGGCACCAUGGAGCCCUCGGCUUGUGGAAUCAGUCCUGCUCGGCUGUGUUCCUGUCAUAAUUGCCGAUGAUAUACGCCUGCCAUUCCCUUCCGUCCUCCGGUGGCAAGACAUCUCAUUACAGGUGGCCGAGAAGGAUGUCGCCAGUCUUGAGACGGUGCUGGAUCAUGUUGUGGAAACGAACUUAAGUGUGAUACAGAAGAACUUGUGGGAUCCUGUGAAGCGGAAGGCGCUGGUGUUCAACCGGCCAUUGCAAGAGGGAGAUGCCACAUGGCAAGUGUUGAGGGAGCUUGAAGCAUUGCUAGACCGGUCUCAGAGAAGGAGAAGGAGUCGUGUCGGAUCAUCGAGGAGGUGAAGAACCGAGUAAAGCCAACCGCCAAGGACCUUUUGGCGGUUGCUGACAUGUACUCUGCUGCAUCUGUGCGACACCAGCUGCAACUUACAGUCUCUGCCGAGCCAACAAAAUCACUUGUUGAGCAUGAGCACUACUGGUGGACAUGUAUUUUUCUCGUCAGAAGUUCAGAAGAUCAGUUCCUGACAUUCCAUCCCAAUUUUUGAUGGUGAAGCUGACAGUUUGCGAGUCUGUGUAUAUAGUGUACCAACAGAGGCAGUCAUGGGCUGACAAAGUGGCAAUCUCUGUACAGAAAAUUAAUUUUAUUCAUUUAGGUGGUUUCUCUUAUUGGUGUUGUGAAGAGGCUGAUAUUUAGGUGGCUUACUGGUGAUUAAAGAUUGUAUUACAGAGGGGUGUCUGUGAAAACGUUUCCUAGAUGUACCUGUAGAGUUGUUCGGCUGUCAUACUUCCAUGUACCAUAUGUGCAAUCUUGUUGUAUAGAAGAGGUGCUUCUGUUUCA